Vombatus ursinus (common wombat) is the source of this 1386-nucleotide messenger RNA. RefSeq names its product polypeptide N-acetylgalactosaminyltransferase 11-like. The coding region runs from base 1 to 1386 and encodes 461 amino acids. Gene Ontology annotation, biological process: spermatid development. The record is from RefSeq and is a predicted model, not a curated record. Gene Ontology annotation, cellular component: Golgi apparatus. The transcript is spliced from 8 exons. NCBI's taxonomy places the organism in Eukaryota, Metazoa, Chordata, Mammalia, Diprotodontia, Vombatidae.
AUGAGAAAUCUCAGGACUCGCCACUUUGGCCACGGGUGCAUUUUUACAUCUUUGAUCUGGACCAUGUUGUUCUUUAUUUAUUUAAAUUAUAUUGAAGUGAACCUGCUUCUCAAGAAUGUGCCCCUCAAGGGUACUGGACCCUAUCAGCCAUUUUUUACAAAAUUCUCUUCCAACUUUUCCAAUAACUCAAAACAAAUAAGGCCACAGUUAAAAAUCAACAAAGUUGAGAAUAAGUUAGAUCAGGAUAUUAAAGCGACAAAUAACAUAGUGAUUUCUCCUGAACUAGAUAUGAUUUUUAAUGAAAAUGUUCAGAUCAGAGACUUGGGCUUUGAGCAACAUGGCUUCAACAUACUUAUCAGUAACCAACUGAGCUAUCAUAGACAUGUGCCAGACACGAGGAGCAUGAAAUGUCAGGUCAAGUUUUAUCCCUACCAUCUGCCAGUUGCCAGCGUUAUCAUUUGUUUCUACAAGGAAGUCCUUUCUGCCUUGCUUCGGACAGUGCACAGUGUCCUUGAUCAUACUCCAUGGCAUCUCCUUCAUGAAAUCAUUUUGGUAGAUGACCACAGUGAAUUUGAUUACUUGAAAGAAGACCUACGUAAACAUAUGAAAGAAAAAUUUCCUGAGAAGGUUAAAUUAAUAAGAAAUGACAAACGAGAGGGACUGAUUCGAGGAAGAAUGAUAGGAGUAAUUAAUGCUACAGGAGAAGUUCUUGUGUUCCUAGACAGCCACUGUGAGGUGAAUAAAAUGUGGCUACAGCCCUUAUUGUUUGCGAUCCAAAAAGACUACAGAAUGGUGGUGUGCCCUCUAAUUGAUGCAAUCAGUGCUUACACUCUCAAGUAUAUGUCAUCUCCUAUCCUCCGUGGAGGGUUCACCUGGAAUCUGCACUUUAAAUGGGAGCAAGUCCCUCCAUCUAACUUACUAGGACCAGAAGGAGCUGCUGCACCAAUAAAGUCUCCUACAAUGGCUGGAGGUAUUUUUGCUAUAAACAGACAAUAUUUCUUUGAAAUUGAACAGUAUGACAGUGGUAUGAAUACCUGGGGAGGAGAAAAUUUGGAAAUUUCAUUUAGGAUCUGGAUGUGUGGCGGCAAGCUCUUCGUCAUUCCUUGCUCUAGAGUUGGACACAUUUCCCGUAAAAUGUUAUCACACAAAGCCCGUGAAAUCAUGGACUCUUUGCAGUAUAACUCUCUGCGGCUGGCACAUGUUUGGUUGGAUGAAUAUAAGGAGCAAUUUUUUUUACAAAGACCUGACCUGAGAAGGAAAGAGUAUGGAAACAUCAGUGAGCGCAUUGAAUUGAGAAAAACACUGGGUUGCAAAUCAUUUCAGUGGUAUUUGGAUAACAUCUAUCCAGAAUUGAAGCUAUUUCCACUCUCUGCUAAAGAAAAUUAA